AUGAAUAGCACCGCGAGGACAGCUUACGUAGAGCAGUUUCUAAAACAUGAGGUUUCGAAGCUUCACACGCGAGAGACAUGCUGGCAUCAAUCUGGCGUCGGCGGUCUCCUAGCGCUGUUGCGUGCGAACCUCUCAGAGUCGAAAUCGUGGAAUAGCAGUUAUGUCUCUGGGGGACCGUAUACAUUCAACGCGACGGGGAAUUUAUUCACUGUGGACCUUGCGACGAAGCAUUUUGAUGUCAAUACCGUUGAUCAAGAUACAUUCAUCACGUUGACGUAUGUUCAUGUGCUAUGUGAUCUGAUCAAUAAACCUGUCGCCAAACAUACUGUUCGGAAAUGGGAGUCUGUACUCCGAGCCUUUGUCUUUACGCCUCUCGUCAUCGCUGGGCUAGUGGCGGGAAUCAUCGCAAUGGGCUCAUCAGAUCAUUUCAGAACUGAACACGGGGUCAUCGGGCUUGUUACUGUGGUGUUUGCGGGCUUUGCAUCGCUGCUUUACUUCUUCGACUUCUUCUUUGGCUCAAGAAUGGGUCGAACACCCAUGGGGAUGCGAUGGCUUCAGAACAUCAAGUACUUUGACAUGUUUGUCUGUCAAGUCAUCCUCAUGCUCUCCGGCUUCGUCCUGACCGACGGAUUCGACGAUCUCUCCGUCAUGGGCCUAUGCUACAUCCAGAUCUCCCUCGCAUGGGCAGUAUCUCUCGGCAUGAUAGCAGCGUUUGUCUGGAACAGCGCCAUGGUCUUGAUGACAGCACAAUGGUUCCUCGUCCGUCGAGCAAGGCCCGGCAGCGGUGGAGGCAUCGCCAACGCCAACAACAGAAUGUGGAGGCUCGUGCGCUUCCGCCGCCGCCGUCGUCAACCAUCCCCAGAGCCUACGCAGUCAUACGAAAUGGGCUCGUCAUCAGAGACGUCUGAAACUUCUGAAACCUGCGGUCGGGGACGGACUGAAGCUGGGGCUGUGCUCUGA
Fusarium oxysporum Fo47 is the source of this 960-nucleotide messenger RNA. RefSeq lists its product as uncharacterized. The transcript is spliced from 3 exons. The record is from RefSeq and is a predicted model, not a curated record. Lineage: Eukaryota; Fungi; Ascomycota; Sordariomycetes; Hypocreales; Nectriaceae. Bases 1 to 960 code for a protein of 319 amino acids.